AUGGUGGCGGGGCGGAACCCCGUGGACGGAUACUAUCGGCAGCAGAACGAGAUGAUUGACGGAUUCAGUGAGAUGGGUAGUACCCCCCCCCCCGCACAUCUGUGUCUACUGCCUCCUGCCGCGCCCUUCCUCUCCCCCACCUUUCCCCUCCCCUCGCCCCCAUAUUUCCCGCGCGCGCGCGCUGCAGUGGCGGGGCGGAACCCUGUGGACGGGUAUUACCGGCAGCAGAACGAGAUGAUUGACGGUUUCAGUGAGAUGGACGCGCUUAGUGAGCAGCUGCUGCCGCCCACUCCCAGUGAGGUGAGGGAGGCGCGGCGGCAGCACCGGAACGAGUUCAUGGCGGUGCAGAUAUCCAACGGCGCCAACGUGUGCCUCUUCAUUGUCAAGAUCAUCGCUUCCAUUGUCAGCGGCAGCCUCGCCAUCCUGGCUUCAACUCUCGACUCGCUGUUGGACCUGCUGUGUGGGUUCAUCCUCUGGUAUACAGCUCGUACUAUGCGCCGUACCAACCCCUACAAGUACCCCAUUGGGAAGAGGCGCAUGCAGCCACUGGGCAUCAUAGUGUUUGCAUGCAUCAUGGCAUCUCUCGGAUUUCAGAUCCUUCUUGAAGCAGUUCGCAAGCUCACAGACUCGAGCCACUCAGCAGGCCUGGGCGAGAAGUGGCAAGUGUAUGUGGGCAUCAUGUUGCUGGUCAUUCUCACCAAGUUCAUCCUCUUCCUCUACUGCCGCCUCUUCUCCGAUGACAUUGUUCAAGCAUACGCUCUCGAUCACAUGAUGGAUGUGGUAACCAACACAGUGGGCCUGAUGGCAGCAGUGCUGGCAGGGGAAUAUGCCUGGUGGAUCGACCCUGUUGGAGCCAUCUUCCCCCCCGUUCCCCUCCACCCCUUCCCCCUCCCCCUCGCUCCCCUCCACCCCUUCCCCCUCCCCCUCGCUCCCCUCCACCCCUUCCCCCUCCCCCUCGCUCCCCUCCACCCCUUCCUCCUUCCCCAGCUCGCCCUGUACACCAUGUUCAACUGGGGCAACACCGUGCGCGAGAACGUGCGCUGCUUGACUGCCGAGUCCAAUUCAAAGGCCAUCGCACCACCCCUUCCCCCAACCACACCUCCCUCCCUCCCCACCCCCCAGCUCGCCCUGUACACCAUGUUCAACUGGGGCAACUCCGUGCGGGAGAACCUCGCCCUGUACACCAUGUUCAACUGGGGCAACACUGUGCGGGAGAACGUGCGCUCUCUAACGGGACGAACGGCACCACCCGCCUUCCUGCAGAAGCUCACGUACCUGUGCUGGAACCACCACCGGGCGAUCCUGGCCAUUGAUACCGUGCGGGCAUACACGUUUGGCGCGUCCUAUUUCACUGAAGUGGACGUUGUGCUGCCUGAAGACAUGCCGCUGAAGGAGGCGCAUGACAUUGGCGAGGCGCUACAGAACAAGCUGGAGCGGUUACCAGAGAUUGAAAGAGCGUUUGUUCAUUUGGAUUACGAGGUGUCACAUCGGCCAGAGCAUCAUCACCACCUCUCCACGUUCAAUAACAAGCUGGAGCGGUUGCCGGAGAUUGAGAGAGCGUUUGUUCAUUUGGAUUACGAGGUGUCACAUCGGCCAGAGCAUCAUCACCACCUCUCCACGUUCAAUGUCAGCAACGGACCGUCUUCCACGAGCUUUUCAAGCGACCCAAGAUCCCCCCCAGGCAUUUUAGCUGAGGUCCUCGUGAUUUGUUACUUGACGGCAUCAGUCGCCAUGGCGUCCCUAGACCCGUUCUUCCACCUGACCAGCCUUCCCUACGCCAUUCUUCGCCCGCCGAAGCUCCGCCUAAAGCUCCCGACUUUCUCCUUCCCCAAUCCUAUGGUCGUCUACUGCUUCGUAGUUUUCAGCUAUUUCCUCGUCGUCUCCGGAAUCGUCUUCGAUAUGAUUGUCGAGCCUCCCGGCAUCGGCGGCCAUCAGGACGAAGCCACGGGAAAAUUCGUUCCCGAGGUCAUUAUGGCGGGAAGAUUGAACCAGCAGUACAUUAUCGAAGGCCUUUCGUCCGGAUUUAUGCUCGUGAUGGGAGGCCUUGGGAUUGUCUUGAUCGACUGGGCUUGCGACAAGCUGCAGACGAAGAACAUGCGGCUGGUGUAUCUGGGUACUGGGCUGUCCAUGGUGGUUAUGAGCUACACCAUGAGCAUGGUGUUCCUGCGUAUCAAGAUGCCUGGCUACCUGCACUAG
This is a messenger RNA of Closterium sp. Yama58-4, 2196 nucleotides long. The record is from the annotation of a GenBank genome assembly. NCBI's taxonomy places the organism in Eukaryota, Viridiplantae, Streptophyta, Zygnematophyceae, Desmidiales, Closteriaceae.